AUGGCGGACUCUUCACAGGCUUCGUCUUCGACGUCUGCCUUCGUAACGGCGCUUAUCAUCAACGGGAUCAUUGCGCUGGUGAUGGUAUUUCUUUUCUUGCGGCUCAGACCGCGGAAUGAGCGCGUUUACCAACCCCGGUCUAUCAAGGAUAUCCUGACGAUACGAGAAGAAGAGCGGACCGAGCCGGUUCCCUCCGGAAACUUCCAGUGGGUUCAGUUUUUGUUGAGCAGACCCCAUUCAUACAUUAUCCAGCACACAGGGUUAGACGGGUAUCUGUUUCUGCGGUACAUCGCAGUGUUUGGAUCGCUGUCGUUACUGGGCUGUGUGAUUAUCUUGCCAAUUUUGCUGCCUGUGAAUGCCACAAACGGUAACAACUAUUCGGGGUUCGAGUUGCUGGCGUUUGCAAACGUCACAAACAAAAAUCGCUUUUAUGCGCACGUCUUUUUGUCGUGGAUCUUUUUCGGUCUGGUCAUCUAUACGAUUUACCGCGAGCUGUACUACUACGUUUCGCUGAGACACGCUGUGCAGACCAGUCCGCUGUACGACGGGCUCAUCUCCUCCAGAACCGUGAUGCUAACGGAUCUUUCCUCGAGUCUUCGCAAUGAAUCUGAGAUCCAACGCCGGUUCCAGAACUGCACCAGGGUAGUCUUCGCACACGACAAUACAAAGUUGCAGAAGCUGGUCCAGGAGCGCACAAAGCUGGCUUCCAAAUACGAAGGGGCCAUGAACAAAGUAAUCAGAAAGUCUUUGAAAAUUAGACGAAAGGCCGAAAAGAAGGGCAAGCUCGAGGAGCUCUUAGGAAGCAAGCCCGAAGACGAUCUGCAAACCUACAUUCCACAAAAUAAGAGACCCACUCACCGCCUGGGUAAGGUGCCCCUUCCCAUCAUUGGUGGUAAGAAGGUCGACACUUUGGAGUACUGCAGCAAGCGCAUCGGCGAGUUAAACGAUGAGAUCAAAGACGAACAGUCGUCGUGGGACACCCGCGACAAAGUUGGCGCGUGUUUCAUGGAGUUCAAAGGUCAACUCGAUGCCCAAAGAGCAUUCCAAUCCGUGCAAUACAUUUUGGACAAAGGUUCUUACGACAAGUGUUUGGUGGGGGUUUCUCCGGAAGACAUUAACUGGAGUGCCCUCGGUAUGUCGAAGUCACUAAGAAAAUCCAAGCGUGGCGUCGCUAACACCGUGCUUACUUUGAUGAUCAUUUUCUGGGCAAUCCCUGUUGCUCUCGUUGGGUUCAUAUCCAACAUUAAUUUCUUGAUCAGUGAGCUGCACUUUUUAAAGUUCAUCAACAACUUACCAGAUGUCCUUUUGGGACUGAUCACUGCAAUGUUGCCCACUGUCGCCCUAGCAAUUUUGAUGUCAUUGGUGCCAGUCUUUAUCAAAAAACUGGGCAAACUCAGUGGUUGCAGCAGUGUACAGGAACAAGAAUUGUAUUGCCAGGCUUGGUAUUACGCCUUUAUGGUUGUUCAGGUUUUUAUAGUGGUGACUUUGGCAUCAUCUGCUUCCUCCACAGUAUCCGCUAUUAUCGAAGACCCGUCUUCUGCGAUGACACUGCUGUCUCAAAAUCUACCAAAGGCAUCCAACUUCUACAUUGCCUAUUUCUUACUAAUUGGUUUAACGUUCUCCAGCGGUGCACUUUUGCAAGUUGUGGCUUUGAUUCUCAGUAAAAUUUUGGGACGUAUUCUCGACUCAACACCUAGGCAGAAAUGGAAUCGUUAUAACACCCUGGGGAAACCAAGUUGGGGUGUUAUGUUUCCUAGCAUCGAAUUUAUGGUCUGUAUCCUAAUUUGUUACUCCAUCAUCGCGCCCAUCUUACUGAUCUUCGCGACCUUCUCUUUGGGCUUGUUUUACCUCGCUCACACCUACAACCUGAACUAUGUUCUAGGGUUCUCAUUCGAUAUGAAGGGAAGAAGCUACUCCAGGGCUCUGUUCCAAGCAUUUCUCGGCCUGUAUUUGUCUGAAAUAUGUUUACUUGGACUCUUCAUCAUGGCCAAAACUUGGGGUCCGUUGGUUAUCGAAGCCGUAUUCAUCGUGUUCACCGUGCUUUGUCACUUAUAUUUCCAAAGAAGGUUCAUUCCACUGUUUGAAGCCGUUCCUUUAAGUGCAAUUACAUACGCAAGAGGUGAAAGUACCCAUUUCUACGCUGCAAAAGACCAAGGUUUGAGUGAGAUCAAGGGCACCGGCAAAAAACUCAAACAGGAACUCGAUGAGAGUGAAACCGGUGGUGCUAUUCAGCCAGCAACUUCAGCGGAUUUGAAAAAAGCUGGUAUUCUUUCUGACGAAGACGGCUACGCUGAAAAGGAAUCGUACAGCGAACAGAAGCGCCAAUCUUCCAGCAUCAGCAAAGCAAACACUAAUCAAGAUGAGCCCAACUUCGUCCCUGAGAAUGAAGAAUUCCACAAAUAUAAUUAUAAGGACGUCGAGGGUCUGGACACUAGCAACAACGCCCACCAAUCCGUCGAUGCCAAUGGCGCCGUUGUUACCAAUGCUGACGCAGGAAAUGUCUUUUCUGACGCCCAAGCGGUGACCAAAGAUCCGGCUGCCUUCCCACCAAACAAAAAACUCCCCUCGAGCCUGAAAGAAAGACUUGAGAAUUUUUUCAUGCCGCACAAAUGCUACGAGUUUGCUGAAGUGCGUAGAAGUCUUCCAUAUGUGUUAAACACUUGCGUGAAAUAUGACCAGGACUUUUUGGAGACUGCCUAUGCAGACCCCAGCGUAUCCGAUCCUGCGCCCAAACUCUGGUUGGCUCGUGAUCCAUUGGGAUUGUCGACUCAACAAAUUUCUCUAGCCAGAACCCACGGCGUAGAUGUGAGUGACGAGUUCACCGGUUACGAUGAAAAGAGCAGAGCGACUUUCUCCUUCCACCCUCCAGACUUUGAGCCAGUCGCGAAACGCUAA
This is a messenger RNA of Lachancea dasiensis, 2895 nucleotides long. The record is from the annotation of a GenBank genome assembly. NCBI's taxonomy places the organism in Eukaryota, Fungi, Ascomycota, Saccharomycetes, Saccharomycetales, Saccharomycetaceae.